AUGAGUCUCUUUCUGGAUGUGCAGAUAUUUUUGGCAGCCCUCUCAUUCAGCUAUAUAUGCAAGGCACUAGCUGGAAUCAUUAUGAAAAGUUCCAUCACGCAAAUAGAAAGGAGAUUUGACAUAUCAUCUUCCACUUCUGGUUUGAUUGAUGGAGGAUUUGAAAUUGGCAAUUUGUUAGUUAUUGUAUUUGUGAGUUACUUUGGAUCCAAACUUCACAGACCAAAGUUGAUUGGAAUUGGAUGUUUCAUCAUGGGCCUUGGGAGUAUUAUGACUGCAAUGCCUCAUUUCUUCAUGGGAUAUUACAGGUACUCAUCAGAAGAUGACAUCAGCUCUCUAAGCAACUCCACAUUGAUCUGUUUAGCCAAUCAAACUACAUCACUCACUGGAACCUCACCUGAGAUAGUGGGGAAAGGUUGUGAAAAGGGAUCCAAGUCACACAUGUGGAUUUAUGUGUUGAUGGGGAACAUGCUUCGUGGGAUAGGAGAAACACCAAUAGUGCCCCUGGGAAUUUCCUAUAUUGAUGACUUUGCAAAAGAAGGGCACUCCUCUAUGUACUUAGGUAUUCUGAAUACAAUAGCAAUGAUUGGUCCAAUCAUUGGCUUUAUCAUGUCAUCUGUGUUUGCUCGGAUGUAUGUAGACAUUGGAUUCGUAGACUUGAGAAGUAUCCGAAUAACUCCUAAGGAUGCUCGUUGGGUUGGUGCCUGGUGGCUCAGUUUCAUGGUGUCUGGACUAUUAUCCAUUAUUUCUUCCAUACCCUUCUUUUUUCUACCCCAAAUUCCAAUGACAACACAGAAGGAAAGGAAAAAUUCAGCAUCUCUGAAUGUAUUCAAAAUAGGUGAAGAAAAGAAUCACAUGACUAAUUUGACCAACCAGGAGAAAAAAGCUCCUGUCAACAUGACCGGUUUUCUACUGUCUCUGAAAAGCAUCCUUACCAACCACCUGUAUGUUAUAUUCGUGGUAUUAACAUUGCUACAAAUCAGCAGCUUUAUUGGCUCCUUUACUUAUGUCUUCAAGUUUAUAGAGCAACAGUUUGGCAAGUCAGCAUCUGAGGCCAACUUUGCGUUAGGAGUUAUAACUCUACCUGCUAUGGCAACUGGAAUGUUUUUAGGAGGAUAUAUCGUUAAAAAAUUCAAAUUGACCCUGGUUGGAAUUGCCAAGUUUGCAUUUUUCACCUCCUCAGUAGCCUAUGUGUUUCAUCUAUUAAAUUUUGCUCUAAUCUGUGAAAACAAACCAUUUGCUGGCCUAACCUUGACCUAUGAUGGAAGGAACUCAGUGGACUCUCACAUAGAUAUACCACUUUCAUAUUGCAAUUCGGACUGCAGUUGUGAUAAAAAUGAAUGGGAACCCAUCUGUGGGAAGAAUGGAGUGACUUACAUUUCACCUUGCCUGGCAGGAUGCAAAUAUUCUAGUGGUGAUAAGAACCCUAAUAAUACAGUAUUCUAUGACUGCAGUUGUAUCAGAGACUCUGGUUUCCAGAACAGCAAUCAUUCAGCCCAUUUGGGUGAAUGCCCAAGAGACAAGUGCAAAACCAACUACUACUUUUAUAUAACUUUUCAAGUCUUUAAUUCUUUCUCUGUUGCAAUGGGGAGCACCUCUUUUAUCUUGAUUCUGAUAAAGACUGUCCAACCUGAAUUGAAAUCACUUGCAAUGGGUUUCCACUCGCUGGUUAUACGUGCGCUAGGAGGAAUUUUAGCUCCAGUCUAUUUUGGGGCCUUAAUUGACAAAACGUGUAUGAAGUGGUCUGCCACCAGCUGUGGAGCACGAGGGGCAUGUAGGGCAUAUAACUCUGAAUUGUUUGGAACCAUCUACUUGGGUUUGGCCACAUCUUUAAAAGCCCCAGCACUUAUUUUAUAUGUUGUAUUGAUUUAUGCCAUGAAGAAAAAAGAUGAAAGAAAAGAUAGCAAAACAUUGGAAAAUGGUGGAAAAGUCACAGAUGAAGCAAUUCCAGAAUCGUUAAAUAAAAAUGGAUACCAUUCUGUACCUUCUGGUGGAUCAUACACUGAAACACCUCUUUAAGAAAAACAAAAGUUACAUCUGUUGCUGUGCUUCCAACCAGUUUCUGGUCCUUUCAUUGAAGAUUUCCACACUUCAUAUGAUGAAUAAUGGAUAAUCCUAUGAAUUUGUGAAAAAUAGAAACUACAAAUCAAACAGACUAGGUAUAUCAUUGUCAGGGCAUAGGUGUGCAUUGGAGGCUAGGAUUGGAAUAUAUGAUCUGUACAAAUUUAAAGCAUAAAAACUGGUUAGUUUACAAUAGAAAAAAUUCACUUAAGCAUACAUAACUCAAUAAAAUAAGUGGCUAGGAUUUGCAGAGGGACAAAGGAAGGAGAGAAAUUGGCUGCCUGUAUAAGGAGAAAACACCUGGUAUCUUUAAAAAUCAAAAUUUGAAUAGUUCUAUUCACACCCAGAGUCUCUGCUGAUGGAGGACUUCAUGACAUAACAUCCUCUGGUAUCCAUGUUCAGUUGUAUAUUUUGCAGAAUUAUUAAUUUGAAAUUGUGUUUAACAGCACAUGCAUCUUCUUUUUACAUGCUCUUAUAGUACUGAGGAAUAGAACAGAAACAUUAAAAAAUUACAAGCUAUGACUUUCAGAAAACUUAACAUACAAUGCAUUUUAAGAGCCAUGACAAUGGAUUGGAAAAUCCCACAUUGACUGACGAAAGCAAAGACCAUUGAAUAAAAUGAGGCUUCACUCCAUCUGUCAGCUCUCUGAGACAAGUGUGCGCCAGACAAAGUGUGUAUUAGAGGAUAUUAGAGUUCACCAUUUACCAAUGUUGUAUU
Molecule: messenger RNA, 2776 nt
Organism: Peromyscus eremicus (cactus mouse)
Lineage: Eukaryota; Metazoa; Chordata; Mammalia; Rodentia; Cricetidae
Product: solute carrier organic anion transporter family member 1B2-like
Exons: 14
Coding region: 1-2016 (671 amino acids)
Biological process (GO): sodium-independent organic anion transport; transmembrane transport
Cellular component (GO): membrane
Molecular function (GO): protein binding
Source: RefSeq, a predicted model, not a curated record